CCUCCUGAUCCACAGAGCCUCACAGGCAUCUAAAGCCUCGUUCACUGAGAGAGGAUGAGGAGGGAGAGGCGUUCCGGAUCCUUCCGGAAGGAGAGGGCGGCCCCGGUCUCCCGCGCCCUCAGCUGGCUCAGUGGGAGUUCGCUCAGCCGCAAGAGUCGGAAGCUGUUCCGUAGCCACGGCGACCUGCGAGCCCCGCCCUCGCACUCGCGACACGUGGAGGAGACCGAGGAGGAUGAUGAGAAUUGGGUGUACCAGCCGCAGCAUGACAUAGCGGUGUCUAAUCUGGACGAGGAAAGCAAGUGGACGGUGCACUAUAGCGCCCCCUGGCACCAGCAGGAGAAUGUGUUCCUGCCCGGCUCACGGCCCGAGUGUGUGGAAGACCUGCACCGCCAGGCCAAGGUCAACCUGAAGACUGCACUCAGAGAAUGUGACAAGUUGAGGAAAGAUGGCUUCCGCAGUUCCCAGUACUAUUCUCAAGGGCCCAUGUUCUCUGGCCCCGCCCCUUCACAGAGCAGCCAACCAGACGAGGAGGACGCUGAUGACAUCGACAAGAAGUCUAGCACAUCUUCCAUGGAAGACGAGAACUCUUCCCAGCCAAUGAGGGCUCAGACACCACUGCAGGGGGAGGGAGCUGACGCCGAUGACCCCGCCUCCUGUGCCAAGGCCCCGCCCCUUCCCACCCCAGAGGAGCGAAUGAGGCGACAGGCCCAAGCUGUCCUCACCGACAUCGUCCCCAUCAACGUCACAGGGGAGACGUUUGACCGCCAGGCUAGCGUGCGGCGCGCUCUGGCUAACUGUGAUACGGUGGCCCGGCGGCCCAAAAAGGUCAAGCGGAGAAAGACUAUCUCAGGGCUCCCCGACAGCAUCCAGCAGGAACUAGCAGCAGCUUCCGGGCGUGGUGGAGAGCUCCGCCCCCAGUCCAUGUUCCUGCCGGGCCAGUACUCCACUCUGGGUCGCGCCGGCAGCGUGAGCUCACCGGGUCAGUACCACACGCUGGGCCGCGCCGGGAGCGUGAGCUCGGCGCUGCGGCACUCCGACACGCGUGACUCGGGCGUGCAGACGGAGGAGGUGAAGAUCGUGCCGCCGUCGAUGCGCCGCAUCCGAGCCCAGCGGGGCCACGGCAUCAAGAUGGCCGCCGGCAUGUCCACGUCCACCGGAAACAUCUCCGCGUCCGCCGCGUCCCCCGGGCCGCCCCUGCUCAUGAUGCCCCCGCCCCCGCCGCUGCACCUCAACGGAGACGCCCAGCGCUUCCUCAGCCUGCCGCGGGGCGCCCGCGUGUCUCUCAACGUAGAGCCGCUGUACAGCAGCACCCCCUACGGGCAGGAGGACCGAAUCGCAGGCGCAGCCGCUGCCGGGCGCGGCGGCAGACAGGUGGGCAAGCUGCGGGUGGACGACACGGCCGUGCACCUGAGACGUUCCCCGAAACCCGCCGUGCCGUCGCGCCCGCGCUCCCAGGACUGGGGUGGGGGCGCGGGGGCAGGGGCGUCCGGUCCCGCCUGCGUGGUGUCGCCCCACGCCUCCUACUCCACCUCGGUGAUCCCCAACGCCACGCUGUCCUGCGCCGCGGAGGUGGUCGCCCUCCACACCAGCUCCAGCCUGGGCCACUUCCCCCCGGGACGCCCCCUCAGCACGCUGGCCUGCGCCAACGGAGACCUCCACCUGCCCGCCGCCGCCUUCGCGCACAGCUGCCGCGCCGACACGGACGCGGACGCUGGCACGCACGCGCCACCACACACGCAGGUCCCCGAGCCUGGCCAGGCCGGCCAAUCGGACGACAGCCUGCACAGCCAGAGCACCGUUGCCGCGGGCGACGACUCCGGGGACGAGCAGUGGAUCUACGACACGCCGGAGAACGUGGCGCCCCGGCGACCCUUGACCUCCAGCUGUUCCACUCCCAUCAACCACCUGUACAGCAGCCUGGAGCGAUCACCCCGCGGGACGGACUCCGGCUCGCUCUACUCCAUGGACACGGACGGGUACUACACCUCCAUGCACCUGGACUCCGGCCUGCGCCCGCGGAGCCAGGGCAGCGGGCACGGGCACGGGCACGGGCACGGCGUGGCGGGGAGGGCGGCGCGCCACAGCAUGUACGAGUGCCUGGGCCAGCCGGGCAACAACGACGAGGACCGCGCCAGCCUCUACAGCGGGCACUCGCUCUCGCGCUCCAUCUCGCUCCGCAAGACCAAGAAGCCGCCGCUGCCGCCCGCACGCACGGACUCGCUGCGCCGCAAACCCCCGAGACACGCCACCAGGGGCGAUGCCAGCCGGGCGACGACGACGAGGACGACGUCGGAGGAGGACGGGCGCCCGGUUCUGAACGAGUCGCUGAUCGCCUCUCUGCAGCAGUCGCUGCAGCUGGGCCUGAAGGGGACCAGGGCGACGGGGGGGGGGUUGCCGACGGCGACGGCAUCCUCGGCCUCCCACAGCCCCUGCAGCGACUACGACGACCCGUGGCUCUUGAGGCCCCGCAGCCACAGCAGCAUCAGCGCCGCCAGCAGCGGCCUCUCGCCACUAGGGGGCGCCAACGUCUACUCCCUCUGCCACGUCACCCCCGCCCAGAGCGACACCAGCAGCCUGCGCUCCGACUACACCGAGUCCUGGGGGUACUACAUGGACUUCCCCCAGGCCCAGCAGAACCAGAACCAGCACCAGCACCAGGCCCACGGCAGCGGGACCGGCUCUGCCCCGGGGCAGCCGGGCGGGGUAACUAACGGCGACGCCCCCCUCAGCGGCGCCCAGGCGACCCACUCUCCCGCCCAGGAGGGGGCGCUCACAUCAUCAUCGGCGAAGCCGCGGACGGGCCCGUCGUCUCCGGACAGGGUGGCGCGGCUGACGUCCCCCUCCAGCGGGUACUCCAGCCAGUCCAACACGCCCACGGCGGGCACCCCAGUGCCCUCCUUCAUGAGGUGCCCGUCGCCCGCGGGCAGCAGGUCACGGCCACGGGUCCCCGAGAGGAAGUCCUCCCUGCUCUCCUCCGUCUCCAUCUCGUCCUCCUCCACCUCCCUCUCCUCCAACACCUCCGACUCCACGAGGAACCCCCGCCCCCGCCCCCGCCCCUCCCCCCGCUCCUCGCCCGAGUUCCCCCCCCUUCCCCCCGAGCUCCUCAUGGACGCCCUGUCCCUCCACGACAGCCUGACCCCCCCUCUCCCGCCCCCCUCCGCCCCUGUGGCGUCUCCCGCGGCUCUGCUGAGCGCUAAAGGCGGUCUCAAACGCGUUGCCAGUAGCAACGGUCCCUCUGCCAGGCCUGAGAAGACGCCCGCGCCCGCGCCCCUCAUCACAGCCUCCGCCCUCCAGAGGGUCCGGCUCCGCUCCGUCCGGCGGCCCGCCACAGACGACACCGCCACGGACCGCGCCGGACCGCCGGACGCCAGGCCCGACCGGACCACCCUCAGACCACACGCGCCCGUGAAGACCGCCGCCGGAGUAGAACCCCCCUCUGAGCCGCCCCUGGUGCCCCUGGUGGCCCGCGGCGACGGGUCCGGUCCAGACGGGGCAGCAGUGGUUCUUGUCGCGGUACCAGACAGCGGCCCGCUCUGCAAUGGCUCUGAUCACGGGGAGCCAAACCCCUGUGUCCCUAACGGGUCAGCACACCCAGUGAAGGAGGAGGAGGAAGAGGAGGAAGAGGAGGAGAAGGCCUUGCCAGCUGCCCCUCUGCUUAUCAGCCCAGUGGAGACGCAGAGGCCAACUGCCCCAACUGCCCCGAAGCAGAAACCUCCUGUGGCGACUAAGAAGCCCAAACUGCCCCUCCCCGCCCCCGCCCCCGUCCCCCUCCCCGUCCCCCCAGUGUUGGCCCAGCCUGUGUGUGAGGAGGAUCUGCCCCCUCAGACCAACGGGGGGAGCAGUGAGUGUGUGCUGAGUCAGGAGAAUGGCCUGGAAGCCUGCCCCCUGGUGGAAGGCCAGGGAAGUGCAGCGUUGCCCUCCCCAGCUGAGGUGCCCGUGGAGGCUCGUCCUGCCCCCCAGACGCCCACAUCGACCCCCCCAGGGGCGAGCGUGUCCAACGGAGACGAGCCGGAGACGGAGGACGAGGACGAGGCCAGCAGCACCACGGGUUCCAUCAGCUCCAGAGAGGACGAGAACGGUGAGGUGUUUGAGCCCAACACGGCAGACCCCUCGCCGUCUCCCAGCGUCAACGGCAACGCCCCGGUUGCCAUGGUGACACCCACGCGACCCCGCACCACCGAGGACCUUUUUGCCGUCAUCCACAGGUCCAAGAGGAAGAUCCUGGGACGGCGUGAGUCAGAGGAGGAGUCACGCUCACAAGGCCACGCCCCCUCUCCGCCAGUCACGCCCACCGCAGGGGCGGUGCCAGGCCUGGGGCUGACCCCGCCCUCGGCCGGGUCGUUGUCACGGCAACAGAGCCCCAUCCAGCGCAGCCUGCGCAAGUCGGCCACGAGCAGCGACACGUUCAAGGCCCUGCUGCUCAAGAAGGGCAGUCGCCCCGAGGGCAGCGCCCGCAUGUCCGCCGCCGAGCUCCUGCGCUCCACCGACCCGCGCUGCCACAGGACCGAGAGCCCCACACACACACCCACACACACACCCACACACACACCCUACGACAGCCCGCCCGGUGGCUCGCCCGCGCACAGCAAGAUGGCCACGGAGACGUGGAUGCGGGGCGAGGGGCUGUCUCCCUCACGCUCCUCCUCCUCGCCCUCCUCCUCCUCUUCCUCGCUGGCGGGGCCCAAACACGGUCGCUCGCGCACGCCUCCCUCGGCCGCCAGCAGCAGGUACAACGCCCGCUGCCGCCUGCUGGGCAGCCCCAUGACCGUCAUCUGCGAGCGCGAGGGCGAGACCGCCGAGGAGGUCGCCGCGGGCAACGCCACCCCGCCCCCGCCUCAGGACGCCGGCGCCGCCCUACUGGAGGAGAGCAGCUAAGACCCGCCCCCCAGCUAUGACUCAGGACGCCAGCAGACCACCCUGGACAGUGGGGUGGGCGUUUCCAUGGCUACAGGGAAUGGACAGUGGGGUGGGCAUCUCCAUGGCUA
Clupea harengus (Atlantic herring) is the source of this 4985-nucleotide messenger RNA. It is a transcript of the gene nhsl1b, whose product is annotated as NHS-like 1b. The transcript is spliced from 10 exons. NCBI's taxonomy places the organism in Eukaryota, Metazoa, Chordata, Actinopteri, Clupeiformes, Clupeidae. The record is from RefSeq and is a predicted model, not a curated record. The coding region runs from base 55 to 4875 and encodes 1606 amino acids. Gene Ontology annotation, biological process: cell differentiation.